Messenger RNA from Aspergillus chevalieri, 1317 nucleotides. RefSeq lists its product as uncharacterized. Gene Ontology annotation, biological process: regulation of DNA-templated transcription. The transcript has a single exon. Bases 1 to 1317 code for a protein of 438 amino acids. NCBI's taxonomy places the organism in Eukaryota, Fungi, Ascomycota, Eurotiomycetes, Eurotiales, Aspergillaceae. The record is from RefSeq and is a predicted model, not a curated record.
AUGUCUGGUCUCGAAGCUAUCGGCAUCGCAGCGAGCAUUAUUCAAGUCGCUGAACUUGGUACCAAGCUUGCGGUUAAGCUCUGUACUUUCUACCAUCAGGUCAAGGAAUCGAAUGAGGCCAUUCAGAGUCUGUCGAGCGAUGUCUCGCUGACAUGCAGUGUUCUGCAUCAGCUGGGAGAUAGUCUCGAGCAGGACGCAGAAACCCAGUUAUACUCGGCCAAGGCAUUCAUUACUGCACAGGAGGUCCUCGGGGAGUGUAGGAAGGUGUUUGAUAAGAUCGACCAUGCGGUUGAGGAGCAGAAGCGCGAUAAUACGAAGAAUCGAGUUGCGCGGGUGACGAGGAAGUUUGGGCGCGCGCUUAUGGAGAGGGAUCUGGAUGUGAUGAGGACCAAUUUGGAGAGGUUGAAGAGCACGGUUUUGUUGAUGUUGAAUGUUAUUAUUUAUGCCGGGCAGAUUCGGUGGUAUGUCUCACCUAGCAUAGCGUUGAUAUUGACUAACAGAUACAGCAAAUCCGAAUCCCCUCUCUUGAAGGAACAACGAGAACUCAUCAAUAUCCUCGUGGCAGAGAAAAAGGCCAAUGAGGACAAAUACGCCAACCUCCAAAAAGCUUUACAGUCGUCCCAAGUGAACAAUCACUUUCAGGCGUUGUCUCCAUCCAUCAGCAGGGAUAGCGCGAGUACCACGAGCACAGCAUACGACCCAUCAACAGAACUACAAGAGUAUUACACCCUCUUCCGAGACCUUCUCGACCGAGUCGAUGCCUGCAAAUAUACCUUCGAACCAAGCCGACACCGACGUAUCCGCAACGGCAUCAUGGAUCUGAAUUUGGCCGAGGAAUCACUAUUCCAGUCCGCCAAUAGACAGAAACCUUCACAGCUGGCCCGUGAAGAUCCGAUAUCCGAGUGGCAUCCUAUGCAUACUUCUGCGCAGACCAAGAAGAAGCGAAAAGCACAACCGCCGCUUGCAUAUUUUGGCAGUGACGACUGUUCACCCGCAGCUUGCUAUAGCCCGCGCUCCUCCUUCGAGCCCGAUCUCAGCGUUAUCAAACAUCCUGCUGCAGGCGUAAUCCGUGAACCAAAAGCAUCACAACAACCAUUCCAGUGGCUAAAUCCGAAUGCGCCCUCGCUUAUGUAUGAGGAUUCGGGUCACAUUACAGAGCGUAUAUAUGGAGAUCAUGAUGGUGAGCCUUUGCUUUAUCAACCUGGGAGUUGGGGAGGCUCUGGAGGCGCGAGUCACUCUGUGGACAAUGUCUCUGAUGUUGUGGAAGACGUGAUUCUUGAGUGGACGACUAUAGACAGAGGUGAAUUACAUGGUUAG